AUGCUUUCAGCCAUCGCCCAAGCCCAACUAGGCGACGACGUCUACGGCGAAGACCUCACCACCAACUCCCUAGAGGAAUACAUGGCGCACCGAACAGGCCACGAAAGCAGCCUCUUCGUCAUGUCCGGCACAAUGGGCAACCAGAUCGCCAUCCGGACGCAUCUCGUCCAGCCGCCCUUCAGCGUCAUCUGCGACCACCGCUCGCACAUCAUCCGCUCCGAAGCCGGCGGCGUCAGCCUCUGGACCGGCGCAACCGUGUACCCCGUCAUCCCCAAGAACGGGCUCUAUCUCACCCUGGAAGAUGUAAAAGCACACGCCAUCCCAGGUGCGAACAUGACGUACGGGUUCUCGAGGACCGAGAAAGAAGGACGUCUCACCGAGCCCAAUGCGGGUAAGGUGAAUAUCCACCAUUGUCCUACGCGACUGAUCAGUCUCGAGAAUACGUUGGGAGGGGUUGUGAUGCCCCUCUCUGAGACGAAAAGAAUCGUAGAAUGGGCGCAUGAUAAUAACAUCAAGGUGCACCUUGACGGCGCGCGAAUCUGGGAAGUCGUCGUUUCAGGCGCGGGAAGUCUGUCUGAUUUCUGCAGUCUAUUCGACAGCGUCAGUUUGUGUUUCUCGAAGGGUCUGGGCGCGCCGAUCGGGAGUAUCGUCGUUGGAUCGGAACGAUUCAUUCAGCAGGCGAGGUGGUUCCGCAAGUCCAUCGGUGGAGGGACGAGACAGCUAGGCGUUCUCUCUGCCGCAGCUCGCGUGGCUGUUGACGAGGUCUUCGGGACGGGCCCGAAUGGCGAAGGGGGGAAGCUUAGGAACACUCACCACCUAGCCAAGAAGGUUGCUGAUAUGUGGAUUCAGCGGGGAGGGAGUCUCCAGUUCCCUGUGCAGACGAACAUGGUGUGGUUGGAUCUGUUGAAGGCAGGGCUAGGGCCUAACGAUGUCUCGACGAUUGCGGCGGAGCAUGGUGUUAAGCUUUCGGGGAAUCGAAUUGUGAUUCACCAUCAAAUAUCGAACGAGGCGAUCGACCGGCUUGAGGUGGUGUUUGAUAUUGCAUUGAGUGGGAACUUUGAACGGAGCAAGGAUCUCGGCAAAGCAUACGGGUCUAUGUAG
Messenger RNA from Monascus purpureus, 1101 nucleotides. The record is from the annotation of a GenBank genome assembly. NCBI's taxonomy places the organism in Eukaryota, Fungi, Ascomycota, Eurotiomycetes, Eurotiales, Aspergillaceae.